AUGGCAGAACCACAGCAUUUACUUGGGAAGCUCUCCCUCAAGGAUUUGACAAUCCAUGACUCAACUGGAAGAUUUCAACUAUCACCAGCACUUCCUGAUACCGAAGUCUCGCAGUUUGUGCUUUCUCAAAAUGGGGUUGCUUGGAAAGGAUCAUUGACCACCGACCAAUACUACCUUCGUGAAAAAGUCUUGGGAAACACCCAGGCUUACAAGAGAAGUGGUACAGAUGAAAUCAAUGGAAGUUGGAGAUUUAUUUUGCGGGAUUUGUCCAUUAGUUUGGACUCUGAUUCUAGAAACAACGAUAUCUUAGAAACCUAUAACGUGGUAUCAUCUUUGGAAUUGUUGGUGAGAGACGCUCAUAGAAUAAAAGCUACUGGAAAAGCUACUGUGGAACUAUUAAAGGUGAAAACUGGAUGUAUUGGGUCGGUCUACACAUUUGAAAACCAAAGGAAGAAAGGAUAUGCUCGAAUGCUUGUGGACUUGUUGAACGAUUGGAGUAGAAAGUUUCUAAAUCACUGUGAUAAAGAUGAUGAUAAUUACAGCUUCAAUACAAUGUACAGCGAAAUUGGCGAAUAUUAUGCCAAAAAUCAUUAUAUCUCCAGGCAUGUCCCUUGGAUAAAUAUCCCUCUAAAUGGAUCAUUUGACAAUGCUAACAAAGAAUCAUCAUUUGAGGUAGCUUUAAUCGAUAAAGGUGGUUUUGAGGAACUAGUCAAGAAAUCUAAUGAAUAUGAUCAGUUGAAAUUUAUUAAAUUGUGUACCGAAGAGACCCAACAAGGAAUCAAUAAUGUUCGGUUAUUCUUGGACUUUAAUGUGAGCUCGGUAGAUUGUCUCCAUGAAAGAGCAGCAUUCUAUAAUAAAUAUUUGAAUGACUCUCAACCUUUAAAAUUCGGAUUGAAUUUGACAAGAAAAACUGAAGAAGGCGAGGAGGAAAUUGUGGGGUUCAUCAUUUGGACCUACAAUUUUAAUGAUCAGGACAUUGAGGUUUUGAAAAUCGGAUGUUUUAUAUCCGAGACUUCUGAUGAUAAGGCCAUUUACGAUGCAGAUUUGGAAGAACAAGUUUACAAAAUUUUGAUCUUAGAAAUGUUGAAAUAUGUUGGUGGUGCCUUGGAUAGUGUUCGUUUUGCGAAAGGGAUCAAGAUCUGGCAAACUUCGAUCAGCAGUGAAGUUCUUCAAAGAAACACCUUCAGAAACUGGAUCAUUGAAGAACUCAGGGGGAAGUUAGAUCUCCCAAAUGAGGAAUCUUUGAGUGCGAUUACAUCUUUCAAUGACUCAGACCAAUCUCUUAUUGAACAAAAUAAGGGCUUGAUUUGGGAGGCCAAUGAAAAAUGGGCAUGGUUUUAA
Saccharomycopsis crataegensis is the source of this 1341-nucleotide messenger RNA. RefSeq lists its product as uncharacterized. The record is from RefSeq and is a predicted model, not a curated record. Lineage: Eukaryota; Fungi; Ascomycota; Saccharomycetes; Ascoideales; Saccharomycopsidaceae. The transcript has a single exon. Bases 1 to 1341 code for a protein of 446 amino acids.